Meloidogyne enterolobii is the source of this 3006-nucleotide messenger RNA. The record is from the annotation of a GenBank genome assembly. Lineage: Eukaryota; Metazoa; Nematoda; Chromadorea; Rhabditida; Meloidogynidae.
AUGGCUGAAGCACCAAAGAGUUAUGGUGAUUUUGAAUCCGAUGAAGGAUAUCCUUUUUUGGCCAUAAGCAAAGAAGAUAAAAUCAAGUUUGCCUCCCAACCAUUCGAUUCAAAGAAAAACUGUUGGAUACCUGACGAGGAAGACGGCUUCGUUGCCGCUGAAGUUAAGAGCACCUCCGGCGAGCAAGUUACCGUGGUGACAUCUAAGGGAAAUGAAAUUACCUGCAAGAAGGAAGAAACUCAAGAGAUGAACCCACCGAAAUUUACAAAGACUGAAGACAUGGCUAACUUGACAUUUUUGAAUGAAGCCUCUGUGCUCAACAACUUGAAGGAACGUUACUUCAGCAUGAUGAUUUACACCUAUUCUGGACUUUUCUGUGUUGUAAUCAACCCAUAUAAACGUUUACCAAUCUACACUGAGAGUGUGAUCAAGUCUUAUAUCGGCAAGCGACGAAAUGAAAUGCCACCUCAUUUGUUCGCGGUUGCUGAUGAAGCUUAUCGUAACAUGGUCCAGGAUCGCGAAAACCAGUCUAUGUUGAUCACUGGUGAAUCUGGUGCUGGUAAAACUGAGAAUACCAAGAAGGUUAUCUCGUACUUUGCUAUCGUCGGUGCAACACAACAAGCAGCUGAGAAAAAGGAAGGACAGAAGGGUGGUACUCUCGAGGAACAAAUUGUCCAGACAAACCCUGUACUCGAGGCUUUUGGAAAUGCCAAAACUGUACGUAACAACAACUCAUCACGUUUCGGUAAAUUCAUCCGAGUACACUUCUCAGGAUCUGGAAAAUUGGCUGGCGGUGACAUUGAACACUAUUUGCUGGAAAAAUCUCGUGUGGUACGUCAAGCACCUGGAGAACGUUGUUAUCACAUUUUCUACCAAAUUAUGUCUGGUUUCGAUUCUGGAUUACGUGCAAAGCUUCAGCUCACCAACGAGCUUAGCUACUACCAUUUCCAGUCUCAGGGUGAACUUACAAUUGAAGGCGUAGACGAUAAAGAAGAAAUGAAACUUACUCAAGAGGCCUUCGACAUUAUGGGCUUUGAGGACCUUGAAGUACAAAACAUGUACAAAAACGUUGCUGGUAUUAUGCAUAUGGGAGAAAUGAAAUUCAAACAACGUCAACGUGAAGAACAGGCUGAGGUUGAUACUGAGGAUGAUGCCAAGCGUGCAUCCGCCAACUUUGGAAUAGAUCACGAAGCUUUCCUCAAAGCAUUGACCAAACCACGUGUACGUGUCGGAAACGAAUGGGUGAACAAAGGACAAAACCUUGAACAAGUUAACUGGGCAGUAUCUGGUUUGGCCAAAGCAAUUUAUUCUCGCAUGUUCCGUUGGCUUAUUAACCGUUGUAACAAGACUCUUGAUCAACGUGCUAUUGAACGAAAGAUGUGGAUUGGAGUACUUGAUAUUGCUGGUUUCGAAAUUUUCGAUUUAAACAGCUUUGAACAACUUUGGAUUAACUUCGUAAACGAGAAGCUUCAACAAUUCUUCAACCAUCACAUGUUCGUUUUGGAACAGGAAGAAUACAAACGUGAGGGUAUUGCAUGGACUUUUAUUGACUUCGGUCUCGACCUUCAAGCCUGUAUUGAUCUUAUCGAAAAGCCAUUGGGUGUCAUCUCUAUGCUUGAUGAAGAAUGUAUUGUACCCAAGGCUUCUGACAUGACAUUCGUUCAAAAGUUACAAGAUCAACAUUUGGGCAAGCAUCCAAACAUGCAAAAGCCGAAGCCGCCUAAAGGCAAACAAGCAGAAGCUCACUUCGCUAUUAUCCACUAUGCUGGAACGGUACGUUAUAAUGCCAACAACUUCUUGGAAAAGAACAAGGACCCUCUUAACGACUCUGCUGUCAGCAUUCUAAAGUCAGCACAAAAUAACCAAUUGUUGCUUGACAUUUUCGAGGACUAUGUCACACAGGAAGAAGCAGCAGAAUUGGCCAAAUCUGGACAGUCUAGUGGCAAAAAGAAGGGAAAAUCCUCCUCAUUCUUGACUGUAUCAAUGAUCUACCGUGAAUCAUUGAACAACUUGAUGAGUAUGCUUUACCAGACACAUCCACACUUUAUCCGUUGCAUCAUUCCCAACGAGAAGAAAGCUUCUGGUGUCAUUGACUCGGCUCUUGUAUUGAACCAACUGACUUGCAACGGUGUGCUUGAGGGUAUCCGUAUUUGCCGAAAAGGAUUCCCCAACCGAAUGUUAUAUCCUGACUUCAAACAUCGUUAUGCGAUCCUGGCUGCUGAUGAAUCUAAAGUGCCCGAUGAGAAAGCAGCUAGUAAAGGAAUUACUGAUCGCCUUUGCCGCGAAGACAGUUUGAAGGACGAAGACUUCAAACUGGGAAAUACUAAAGUUUUCUUCAAAGCUGGUGUACUUGCCCGUCUCGAGGACUUGCGUGACGAGAAAUUAGGAAUUAUUCUCACAGCUUUCCAGACACGAAUUCGUUGGUACUUGGCCCAGAAGGACGUUAAGAGACGCAUCCAACAACGCGCCGGUUUACUUAUUUUACAGCGCAACAUUCGAUCUUGGUGCACCCUUCGCAACUGGGAUUGGUUCAAAUUGUACGGAAAGGUGCGCCCACUUCUCAAGAUGGGCAAAGAGCAAGAAGAAUUGGACAGUCUGCAAGUCAAAAUCAAGGAAUUGGAAGAAAGCCUUGCAAAGGAAGAAGGCAACCGCAAGGAAUUGGAGACCCAAGUUGCCAAAUUGGUCGAGGAGAAGAAUGCCAUUUUCUUGAACUUGGAGAAGGAGAAGGCUGCUCUCCAAGAAUCAGAAGAAAAGGCUAACAAACUCCAGUCAUUGAAAAACGACUUGGAUCGCCAGCUGGGUGAUCUUCAAGACCGACUUGGAGAACUUGAAGAUCGUAAUGCUGAUCUUCAGCGCGUACGUAAGAAGGGCGAGCAAGAGAUUGAAGGAUUAAAGAAGAAUGUUCAGGACUUGGAAUUGAGUCUUCGUAAAGCCGAGAGUGAAAAACAGGUAUAUUGUAUGACUAAAUAUGUAAGAGGCAUUGAAUUAAUAUUUUUAGUCCCGUGA